AUGUGUCAACCACCCGUCUGCAACUUCUGCAGGAAGUGAUGAGAAAGAAACCAUAUUGUGACAUUCAGCGCAGAGUCUGGGAACCCGCAGGGUGGGGACACAAGAUCUGGACGCCGGAGAGGAGCAGACAGGCUGCAGGUUCCUCCCUGUGGUCAACUUUCUCAAACCGGUGAUUAAAAAUUUUUGGAAAAAGAAAGAAGUGAUAGACGAGAGCACAUCGAAUAGACAAUUAUGGGGAGUUAUCAUCUGAUGGGCGUGCUGCUCCUUCUGUUUGUGGCAAGUUCAAGGUCCCAGGAGAACCCUAUUUACGACGAGGAUACCACCUCCCCUAUUGAAACAGAUCCUUUGCCAUCUACUGGUUCUCCAUUAGUCCUACAACAGGAGGUUGAAACUUCGGCUUCUCCCAAGGACACAUUUGUUCCUGUUCCUAUGCCAUCUACUGGUUCUCCAUUAGUCCUACAACAGGAGCUUGAAGCUUCGGCUCCUCCUGAGGUCACAUCUGUACCUGUUCCUUUGCCAUCUACUGGUCCUCCAUUAGUCCUAAAACAGGAAGUUGAAACUUCGGCUCCUCCUAAGGUCACAUCUGUACUUGUGGCAACAGAAAGGUUCACCUCCCAAGAAGAGUCCAAUGGAGUAGCUUCAACUACCAUCAUCACAAAAGAUUUCGAGGUUACAAAUGAAUCGUCAACUCCCGCCUCAGCGUUCAAUGAUCCAUCUACAACUUUGAAACGCGUAGACAUGGCUACCACAACAGCCAAAGAUGAAGAUGAUGGGUCAGAGAAUCUCACAGAUGACGAAGGCACCACCAGUCCAUCAACUACCCAAAAUGAAACACAAAGUAGAGAUGAUGAUGUCACUCAGAUGGAUACGAAAAAUGGUGAAGAAGAGGACUCCCCCACUACCAAACACCCUGGCCAAGAGACAAAUAAUGACAAGUUAAAUAAUAAAAAGAAAGGUGAAUUGGUCCUAGUGAUCUUAAUUGGAGUUGGUAUUGUUGUUUUAAUCUUGGUCCUGGCAACCAUGGUCUUCUUCUUGUUGCGGAAGAAGAAGAGAAGCGGCUCGUUUCGCACCCAAAGUAAAAAGAACUCCAAGCGAGACGUGUGGGCGGGCCAAGUGCCUGAACUGGCAGAAGGAAGGGCGGCUCAAGAUCUCGCCAUGGCGGAAAACGGAAGAGCUGGGACCGAACUGGAGACGGUCAAGGAGGAAGAAAUGAUCACCUUUGUCAGCGGGGAGAAGAAGACGGAUUCGGCGAUCGAGAUGAACGAACUGGGAGCUGGGGAAAAAGCUACAGCCAAUGGAGGGGAAAAGCUGGGCAAAGGGGACACCGCGGAGGAGAAGACGCCAUUACUGGAAGAGUCUCCAAAACCAGAUGAGCAGUUUCCAGUCCCUCCUAUGGAACAAGAACUGAUGGCAAACGGGGUUCAGUAAUGGCUUAGCCAUCGGGGGCCGAUAAUAACUAUUCUUCUUCUCGGACAAUGCUAGGGAUGAUCAAACCUGAUUGGACGGACCCGGAUUGGCUGUGUUCAGUCCCAACUGAAUUUCUGUAAAUAAGGAGAAGGUCUAAAAUUUAGGUUGGCCUUGGACUAACUGCAAUGUUAAAGUGUCAGCCCACCCAAGAUGAAAAGGUUUCAGUUAUAGGAGCAGAACUACAACCAAUCCCUGAUGAGGUCAAGCCACUUGAGUUCCCGGAUCUGCUCAUCUGCCAAUUACAGCAAGAGGGUGGAGCUCAGGACACUGGUCCCCAAAUGUCCCUUGCUUGAGGAUCCAAGAAAAAAAAAAAA
Molecule: messenger RNA, 1781 nt
Organism: Rana temporaria (common frog)
Lineage: Eukaryota; Metazoa; Chordata; Amphibia; Anura; Ranidae
Exons: 2
Coding region: 232-1428 (398 amino acids)
Source: RefSeq, a predicted model, not a curated record